Messenger RNA from Paracoccidioides lutzii Pb01, 627 nucleotides. RefSeq lists its product as hypothetical. The coding region runs from base 1 to 627 and encodes 208 amino acids. The transcript has a single exon. The record is from RefSeq and is a predicted model, not a curated record.
AUGAGUAGAUUACCCCCUACUCCUCAAUCAGAACGAAAGAGAUCUCUACAUUCCCAUUCAAAGGCCCAAGAGACAUUCCCUACACUCUACGAAGAAGGUGUAGUGGAUACGGUGCCCACCUCAGGAGACGAAGGAGAAACCAAAUACGCAUUAGUGAAAGAAGCAAUGGAAGAAGCCAUCUCAACCUGUGAUACAGGGAAAGGGCCCGUACGCGACGAAUCAGAGGAUGACGGGACCCCUAGCCCAAAUCCUGGCCCUAUCCCAAUCCCUACCCCCAAUGCCAACGGCAUGAUCACGAUGACCACGGCCGAUCUUCUCACGUUUUGUCAACAGAUGAUGACCGCGCGGGAGAACGCCCGUAUGAGUGAUACUACCCCUGCGUAUACCCUAAAACAGGAGAUACGUGAAUAUCAUAAGGAGGUGCAAGCUUCGAUGGAUACGAAGACCGUGACGACGUUCGAUGGAACCAACUACCAAGCAUGGAGGAUUGGCAUCCUGGCGGACGCGGAGGUUAUUGGCGCCACUGAUAUCCUUAUGAAAAACCAACAUGAACCACCUGAAGAAUACGGCACCAACCAGUUGGAUAAAGAGCGUUGGACAGUAUGUACAAAGGCCUUAUACCAUUGA